UUUUGACCGUUAACUUGGACGGUCAAACGCGUUGACUAACGGUCAACGCGCCACGUCACUGCCAAGUCAACAAUUUUCACUUAAAUUUUUUUACAAUUUCCACCUAUUAUCAUUUUUUUAUAUUUUGAACGCCAAAAAAAAGUUAAACAAAAAUAAAUCAAAUUAAAAAAAUAAACUCUUCAUCCCCUCUCUGAUCCCUUUCACUCCCCGCUGUCAUCUGCUCUCCAAAAAUCAUCUUCUGCUUAUCCUUCUUCCAUCACAAUCAACUGUAAAUGCCCCAAGUGUAAAGUCCAAUCCAUCUCCCCCGUCACCGCACCAGAGAACCUGGGUGAUUAUCCCCAAAAUUCCCCAAUCGUAAAUCAAAUAAAAUCUGAAGUCCAAACCUUUACUCGUCAUCAUCAUCGCCAAACGGAGGGAAAUGAAAAGAUUGGGUAAUGGUGAGCUUCCCUCCAUCCAUGGCGGCGAGUGCGAAAAUGGUGGUACCAAGGUCGAUUCCACAACUUUUUGCUCACCGCCCUUAGUGGAUCGUAGCUCCUCUGCCCUCUUUCGCUUGCUCCCGCUGCCGUCGUCGAGCCCCAGGGGAGGAAGGAAUCAGGCUCACCGACAAACUAGCAACAGCAAGAGGCCCGCCGCCGGGCUCGAGAAGAGGCAAUCGAGCGGGAGUGCGGGCGAAUGAGCCGGAGUGAGGGAUAACAUUGAGGGAUUCAUUAUCCUCUUUGAUCCCGAUCAACUGAUUGAGGACCUCUCUCUCGUUCAAAUCACGGAUCUAGGGUUUCAAGUUCUCGAAUCGUCGCCGAGUUCCUGGAUCCAAUGGCAAUGGAGUCGUCGGAUGGGGAAGAUGAAGGGAAAUUACGGGAGGAAGCCAUCAUCUGGUUGUGGUGGACGACCUGAGAGAGCUGGUGAACAUUCAAUUCCAUUUGGAGAGGAGACAACAACAGGGAGUGAAAGGGAUCAGAGAGGAUGGAAGGGUUUAUUUUUUAUUUUGUUUAAUUUUAGUUUUUUUUGGUUCAAAAUGUCAAAGAAAAAUGAUAAUAGGUGGAAAUUGUAAAAAUAUUUAAGUGAAAAUUGUUGACUUGGCAGUGACGUGGCGCGUUGACUGUUAGUCAACGCGUUUGACCGUCCAAGUUAACGGUCAAAAGUCGGUUCUGGUCAAAUUGUUUAUUUUGGUGUAUAGUUCGGGCCAGGAUGUUAUAGAUCGAAAAGAUUGGCCAGGAAUAGGAUGUUUAUUUUGGUCAAAGUUCAGGCCAUAUGAAAAUAUUAAUCCUUAGUUUAAGGAGUGAAUAAGGAAGAAUCGAGUCCUCUCGUUCUUUUCCCUAUCUUCGUCUAUCAAUUUCUAUCCCCCAAGAUCUGCCCUUCUUCUGGUUCUUGUCUCAAACCCUCUAGAUUUCUUUGUAUGAGAUUCAGCUUGGCUUCCAAUCUGAACGCAUCCAUCAACAUUUCUAGAACCACCCUCUCUCUCUCGUGCGCGAAUAACGAGGUUUUCUGGUUUCAGCCAGGCCCAGAGACAGCAGACAAACACAAGCAGAGGAACCAGACAAGUCUGAAACCCAAACCCAAACUGAAGAAAGCAGUUCAUUAAAGUUGCCCAAAAUACAGGGCACUGCACACACACACCCAAGUUUGCAGCUUUGGGGUUUGUUCUUCUUUCUUUUCGUAUGUGGUCUCCAUCCCACUUGACAGGUCAUGUCACAGUCACCCUAGGGUUUCCUUUUCAUCACUACGUAUAACAGAAAAUAUCUUCUCUGAAAGUCAUAAAUGCAGGAACCUAAACCUUCUGCAUAAACUCAUCGUCAGCCAUGCCAGAUAAGACAUUGGCUAUGAUAAAUAGGGUUACAAAUAAGUAGGGGCGAAUCCAGUAUGCUUAAUUCAAACUCAGCUCGUUAAUGCAAGAGUCGAAUUCGAGCUUUAGCUUGUUUCAUUGGAAGCUUGGCUCGUAUUUGACUUGAGCUCGGCUUGAACUUGACUUACCAAUCAAUUACUGAGCAUGACUUGAGCUCAGAUUUCAUAUUACUUAGUUAAUAAAUUGUAACGUGUCAU
Molecule: messenger RNA, 2037 nt
Organism: Linum trigynum
Lineage: Eukaryota; Viridiplantae; Streptophyta; Magnoliopsida; Malpighiales; Linaceae
Source: the annotation of a GenBank genome assembly